GUUGCAGCUUGUAGAGAUACAGGGUAUGACUGGUUUGAACAGCUUCUUCAAAAUCUGUUGAAGUCAGAAGAAGAUGCUUCAUAUAAACCUGUGAAGAAAGCUUGUACUCAACUCGUUGACAAUUUGGUUGAGCACAUUCUUAAGUAUGAGGAAUCUUUAUCAGAUUCUGACAACAAAGGUGUGAAUUCUGGUCGCUUGGUUGCUUGCAUAACCACUUUGUUCUUAUUCAGCAAAAUAAGACCCCAGCUAAUGGUCAAACAUGCCAUGACCAUGCAGCCAUACCUGACCACUAAAUGUAGUAACCAGAAUGAUUUCAUGGUGAUCUGCAAUGUUGCAAAGAUCUUAGAGCUUGUAGUGCCGCUAAUGGAGCACCCAAGUGAGACCUUUCUUGCCACUAUUGAGGAAGACCUCAUGAAACUCAUCAUCAAAUAUGGCAUGACAGUUGUUCAGCAUUGUGUGAGCUGUCUUGGGGCUGUUGUCAACAAGGUCACUCAGAACUAUAAAUUUGUGUGGGCCUGUUUUAAUAGAUACUAUGCUGCACUUGCUAAAUUAAAAACUCAACACCAAGAAGACCCCAACAGUACAAUGCUAACUGGCAAUAAACCAGCACUCCUUAGGUCACUUUUCACUGUUGGAGCACUGUGUCGACAUUUCGAUUUUGAUCAGGAGGAUUUUAAGGGCAACAGUAAGGUUAACAUUAAGGAUAAAGUACUUGAACUGCUGAUGUAUUUUACAAAGCAUUCAGAUGAAGAAGUACAGACAAAAGCCAUUAUUGGCCUUGGAUUUGCAUUUAUACAGCACCCAAGUUUAAUGUUCGAACAGGAGGUGAAGACUCUGUACAACAGCAUUCUUUCUGAUAAGACCUGUUCAGUAAACUUAAAGAUCCAGGUGUUAAAAAACCUCCAGACCUACUUGCAGGAGGAGGAUACACGCAUGCAACAGGCAGACAGAGAUUGGAAAAAAGUAGCAAAACAGGAAGACCUGAAAGAAAUGGGUGAUAUUUCCUCAGGGAUGAGUAGUUCCAUCAUGCAGCUAUAUCUCAAACAGGUCCUUGAGGCUUUCUUUCAUACCCAGUCCAGUGUGCGCCACUUUGCUCUCAAUGUCAUUGCACUGACACUAAACCAGGGUCUCAUCCAUCCUGUGCAGUGUGUGCCGUACUUAAUUGCUAUGGGCACAGAUCCAGAGCCCUCUAUGCGGAACAAAGCUGACCAGCAGUUGGUGGAAAUAGACAAAAAAUACGCUGGGUUCAUUCACAUGAAAGCAGUGGCUGGUAUGAAGAUGUCUUACCAGGUACAACAGGCAAUUAAUACCUGCCCGAAAGAUCCUGUAAGAGGAUUUAGACACGAUGAAUCAUCCAGUGCAUUGUGCUCACACCUCUACUCCAUGAUUCGAGGGAACCGUCAGCACAGACGAGCCUUUCUCAUUUCUUUACUCAACCUCUUUGAUGAUACUGCAAAAACAGAGGUGAAUAUGCUUUUGUACAUAGCAGACAAUCUAGCCUGUUUUCCUUACCAAACACAAGAAGAGCCACUGUUUAUAAUGCACCAUAUAGACAUUACACUGUCAGUUUCUGGUAGCAACCUACUACAGUCAUUUAAAGAGUCAAUGGUGAGAGACAAAAAAAAGGAAAGAAAGCCUUCGUCAGAUGAGGAGAGUGAGAGCAACAGUGGCAGUGAGAGCGAAAGUGAGGAGGAAGCUUCCAAACCUCGCAGGUUACGGAAACGAGUAGACUCUGAUUCGGAUUCUGAUGAAGAAAAUGAUAUAAAUGCUGUGAUGAAAUGUUUACCUGAAAAUUCAGCUCCAUUAAUUGAAUUUGCAAAUGUGUCCCAAGGGAUAUUAUUACUUUUGAUGCUGAAACAGCAUUUAAAGAACCUUUGUGGAUUCUCUGAUAGUAAAAUUCAGAAAUAUUCUCCAUCUGAGUCUGCAAAAGUUUAUGAUAAAGCUAUAAACAGGAAGACAGGAGUGCAUUUCCAUCCAAAACAAACAUUGGAUUUUCUGAGGAGUGAUAUGGCUAAUUCCAAGAUCACUGAAGAAGUGAAGAGGAGUAUAGUAAAACAGUACUUAGAUUUCAAGCUCCUUAUGGAACAUUUGGAUCCUGAUGAAGAAGAAGAAGAUGGAGAGGUGUCAGCUAGCACAAAUGCUCGGAACAAAGCAAUUACCUCGCUGCUUGGAGGAGGCAGCCCUAAAAACAAUGCAGCUGAGACAGAGGACGAUGAGAGUGAUGGGGAGGAUAGAGGAGGAGGCACUUCAGGGGUGAGGCGGAGGAGGAGUCAACGUAUUUCACAGCGUAUUACGUAAAAUGAUUUUUAUGUGCUUAUAAAUGUCAGUUUAUUAUAUUAAAUGUACACCAAGUAAUGUAAUCCACAUGAAAAAAAAAGCAUUUUGUAGAUAGAGAUUCUCUACUUAACCGUUUAUACAACUUUUGUAGAAAGUUUAACAGAAAAGAC
Acanthisitta chloris (rifleman) is the source of this 2447-nucleotide messenger RNA. Its product is annotated as nipped-B-like protein. Gene Ontology annotation, molecular function: chromatin binding. The annotation marks the transcript as partial. Gene Ontology annotation, cellular component: Scc2-Scc4 cohesin loading complex. Gene Ontology annotation, biological process: embryonic viscerocranium morphogenesis; establishment of mitotic sister chromatid cohesion; establishment of protein localization to chromatin. The record is from RefSeq and is a predicted model, not a curated record. The transcript has 15 exons. Lineage: Eukaryota; Metazoa; Chordata; Aves; Passeriformes; Acanthisittidae.